Messenger RNA from Daktulosphaira vitifoliae (grape phylloxera), 1379 nucleotides. RefSeq lists its product as uncharacterized. The transcript is spliced from 5 exons. The record is from RefSeq and is a predicted model, not a curated record. Gene Ontology annotation, molecular function: serine-type endopeptidase activity. NCBI's taxonomy places the organism in Eukaryota, Metazoa, Arthropoda, Insecta, Hemiptera, Phylloxeridae. The coding region runs from base 198 to 1379 and encodes 393 amino acids. Gene Ontology annotation, biological process: proteolysis.
UUAACGUCCAUUCGUCUUAUGAAAGUGCUAAGCGUUUGGGUGACGUAUCAAUACUUAAGGCAAAUAUCAACAAUUUUCUAUUCUAACAUUUCACUUGACUGUAUCUCAUAUAAUAGCUAGUUAAACCCUUCAGCCAAACUAACAAGUUUGCCAAACUAUACUCAAGUUUUCCAAAAUCAUUUGAAAACGAUGCCGAGAUGCAAUGUGUUGUUAUGGGUAUUGGAGAUGCAAAAAGUCGUGGUUACAGAGUACCGGUCCGAGUGAAGUAUGGUCGUAGUGCUUGUCAAAUUCCAGAAUCAAUGUCUAGUAUAAAAUAUAUUAUUGCUGAUACAUGGAGUAAUUUCCUUUGCUCCGUAUCUACUAGUUCGUUUCCGUUUCCUUGUAAUCGAGGUGAUCCUCUUAUAUGCCGCGGUCGACAAUUAGGCAUCACUAGUUAUGGAUAUAGCACCAAAACGUUUGUAGGCGCCGAAGAAACAAAUUGUGGCAACCAAGAUAUUCAAAUCAGACAUUUACUCAUCGUUGAUUAUGUCAAGUGGAUUGUCUCAACUAUAUCUAAUAUGACAAGUGACAACGUUACAACAACUACUACAGCCAAGUUAUCAACAAUAACAUCUGUUGGAAAAAGUACUUUUAACCCAAACGAUUUCCCUUAUUUGGUGUAUUUGAAAGGCAAUGCUGGGGAACCAGUAUGUGGUGGAUCAUUAAUUUCACCAAUUCAUGUACUCACUUCGGCUUACUGUAUAAGUAGGUCGACCAACAUAACUGUACAUCUUAGUGUAGAAGAAGAUCAAAUUAGUUACGGUCGUCCUCGUGUCCAUCCUGAUUAUGCACUACGUGGCAUGAACGCAAACAUUGGCAUUAUUGUACUCGAAGUACCAUUUGUUGUCGAAAAUUAUGUAAAGCUUGCCGAGUUUUCGAAAUUGUCAAAUAAUAAGAAAGUAAUUAGCCAUUUUUGUGUGGUGAUAAUUAAAAGACCUUUAAAACAACAUUAUUUUGUCCCAGUAAAUGUAAAAUAUGGUCCUAAAGCUUGUCGAAAACCCGGAAAGCAAGAAACUUACCUUCGAAAUUGGGAUGCAUAUUUCUGUGCUCAAUUUGAUGAUAAAAAUUUUCUUAAUGAAGAAAUAGGAGAUCCGUUGAUUUGCAAUGGAUUGCAAUACGGCAUUGCUAGUCACCAUUGGCUAAUCCCUUCAGGAAAAGAUAUUAAAAAGGAAUUUCACUAUAUGCGUGUAAACAAUUUUAAACAAUGGAUUGAUGAAGUAACAAUGCCUUUAAGUUCAUCUGGAUCUAUUCUAUCUGUUGUUUCAGUCUGCUAUAUCGUUUUGUCUCGUUCUAUAUUAUCAAUAAUGGAAUCAUGCAUCAAGAAAAAUUAUUUUAAAUAG